AGGUCCUUCCUUUUGGGGUCUCAUAAAUCCACAGUGGUCUCUGUGCAGUAAAGGCAGACGGCAAAGUCCCAUCAACAUUGAGCCGGAUAAGUUGCUCUUCGACCCUCACCUGAGACCAGUGCAUGUGGACAAACACAGGAUUUCUGGUCAUUUGCACAAUACGGGUCAGUUUCUAGUAUUCAGGGCGGAUAGGGAGUCAAAAGUUCGAGUCAAUAUAACUGGAGGACCACUGGCUUAUCACUACCAAUUCGAAGAAAUUUACAUCCAUUACGGAAUGGACAAUGCGCACGGCUCGGAGCAUCGUGUCAACAACUACGCUUUUCCUGCCGAGAUUCAAGUCUAUGGCUUCAAUGCAGAGCUCUACCACAACAUGAGUGAAGCACAGCACAAAAGUCAGGGACUUGUAGCUAUCUCCCUUAUGGUCCAGCUUGGCGACACGCCGAACCCAGAACUGCGGAUAAUAACCAGCGUGUUCAACAAGGUGCUCUACCGAGGUGACAAGGCUCAGGUGCGUCAUCUAUCUCUGAGGACUUUGCUUCCCGAUACCCCGGGUUAUAUGACCUACGAAGGUAGCACAACACAUCCCGGAUGUUGGGAGACUGCAGUCUGGCUCGUCCUGAACAAACCUAUCUACAUCACCGCCCAGGAAUUGUACGCCUUAAGGAGACUGAUGCAGGGACCGGACAACUCACCAAAGGCACCCCUCGGGAACAACUCCAGACCGCUGCAGGGACUCCACCACAGAACUAUCAGAACAAAUAUUGAUUUUCACAAGAGACCAGAAGCGAAGUGUCCUACAAUGGCCAAUGACAUGAAAUACAAAGCCAACACAUGGCGAGACGUUGGUGACUCCUACUCUCGGAAUAUUUACUGAGAUUGGCUGAAUGAUGACGCUUGGCUUUUUCGUCCAGAUGAAGACAUCAAGGAGUCAAAUUGUGAAGAAGGAUCGAACAAAUUAUUUUUUAUGGGGAUUUCGAGUUCGAUUGAUUGCCAUUAAUCACCUUCCCACGUGAUCGAAAAAUGUCAGGUUUCACAGACUAUGAAAGAGUGUAGUGUAAAAUAAAAAAUAAAUCAAUAAACUGUUGGGUUGUGCAUAUACGAUACGCGUAUUGUGUGUUCCAAAUAUACGUACAUUGUUAAAUUUACUCGCAUGUAGUGUAAAAUACGUAAAUUAGAAGAUAUUCCGUAUGGCAAACUAAACCUUGUGACGCAUGCAAGUUCCUGUAUGAGAAUCAUUGAGGAAAAUCGAAAAUUAUACAACAGAAGGACGAGGACACUAGUUAAAAAUCAUUGUAAAAAUUGUGUAAAAACAGGAAUGAAAGUAUACUGCAAAAGUUUCAAAUAAUAAAAAAGGCCUGCAAAUAAUGGGGUCGUCAGUUGUUGGAAAGUGGAGGGUUAUUUCCGAAGUAA
This is a messenger RNA of Belonocnema kinseyi, 1410 nucleotides long. It is a transcript of the gene CARPA, whose product is annotated as carbonic anhydrase-related protein 10-like. Gene Ontology annotation, molecular function: zinc ion binding; carbonate dehydratase activity. Lineage: Eukaryota; Metazoa; Arthropoda; Insecta; Hymenoptera; Cynipidae. The coding region runs from base 275 to 874 and encodes 199 amino acids. The record is from RefSeq and is a predicted model, not a curated record. The transcript is spliced from 8 exons.